Messenger RNA from Melitaea cinxia (Glanville fritillary), 7712 nucleotides. RefSeq names its product serine/threonine-protein kinase ATR-like (gene mei-41). The record is from RefSeq and is a predicted model, not a curated record. Bases 89 to 7675 code for a protein of 2528 amino acids. Gene Ontology annotation, cellular component: nucleus. The transcript has 29 exons. NCBI's taxonomy places the organism in Eukaryota, Metazoa, Arthropoda, Insecta, Lepidoptera, Nymphalidae. Gene Ontology annotation, molecular function: protein serine/threonine kinase activity; protein binding. Gene Ontology annotation, biological process: telomere maintenance; DNA damage checkpoint signaling; protein phosphorylation.
AAGUAUAGUAAUAAUGUUUAUUUGUUAUCAUAGUUGAUAAGCGUACACAACUUUUAGUAUUUAAUAGGAACAAGAUUUACAGGAAACUAUGGAUGACGAUAAUAGUGAUAGUCCAUUUACAGUGUGGCAGAUGUUUAAUGCACCUACACUAGUAUUGUUUAACAAUUUAGAACAUGCUGCGGAUGGUCUUGAUAGGCUCUUGAUUUCUAUAUUAAAGUUAUCCGGUGAUUUUUCAGAAGUAUUGGUCCCUCGACCAGGAGUUUCAAAAUGCCCAGAUUCCUACUAUUGCGCCUUUAAUACAUGGCUAAUUGGAAGACUAUUUUACAUUUGUUCAGUUGAUGAUCUUCAAAGAAUCCACACUUCAAGCAAGAACGCACAACUUAAAAUUCUUAAUAUUUUGUGUACAAAUGGAGCAUCAUUUUAUAGAAAUAUUCAUUCUGAAUAUUAUACAAUUUUAAAAGCACUCUUAAAAUACUACGAAGAUUAUCCCCGUGGGAAUCAUAAUGAAAUUAUUUUGAAUAAUUUUACACCUGAAAAGAUAGAAAUACCAAAUGUCGAUUUACAACACAUAUAUGUGAAGGUAGAAAAUGUUACGAAAUGUAAAAGUUUGAUUGAUUUGGUACUGCAACUCCUAUCUGAUAGUAUACCACCUGGUUUGAUGUACACUACUAAAUUAGACGGUGAAGAGAAACUUUUUACACAAGUAUUGUAUGCAAUGGAAAAUUUCAAUAUGGAUCUAAAAUAUAUGGGUUUUAGAUUUUUUCUUAACUUAAUUAAAAAUACAAAUACUGUGUCAAUCACGAAAUUUAAUGAAAUGUUUCCAAGGAUUUUUCAAACUUUGCUCUCCGCCCUCGAAGCUCUUGUUCAGUGUAUGGAUGUAUUACACGAUAAGUCUGAAAUUGAUAACAUUUUACUAAAUAAUUUAAACACUAUUCUACUAGAAUAUGUGAAACUUAUUGAGAAUAAUCAUAAACAGAAUCUAGUUGGUAUAGUUUCCAGUAUCCUAUCGAAUAAAAGUACCAGGAUAUUUGACAAAGAACUUCAUUUGUAUUGUUUAUCAUUAAGUAAUAAAAUCAAUUUAUCAAAAGAUUUGAUAAAUAUAUCAGAUAUGGAUGCUUCUCAAAUACACAAACUGUCACAAUAUUAUUCGAAGCAAAUUAUUGAAUACAUUGAGUGUAAUAGAAAAGCUGCAACAAAAUUACAUUUAAAUAGAAAUUGGUAUUACACUCAAGUAAUAUCAACUGUAAAUAGUUUUAAGACUUGUGCAGAAUUGAAUGCGAAUGAUAUGUUUUUAGUAAAUUAUCAUCUUCAAAGGUGCUAUGAAGCUCUGGGUAUAUUAGAAUUAGUUAGAAUUGAUAAUGAAAUGUAUGUUUCUGAAAAUAUUGAAACUUUUUCUGAAUUAAUAAGCAAAAAAACAAUUUUGGCUAUUUGGCACAUAUUAAUAAAAGUAAUACAACAGCAUCAAAUCCAGCUUGUUAACAAUGAGAGUAGCAUGGAUUUAGUUAUGAAUAUUGUGCUUAGUACAAUAAAUUUAAGCAAUAACAUUGUCAGAGAUGAUACUCAAUUAUUGUUACAAAUACUCUGCUUUCAAACAUCAUCUGUUUUUACCGAACAUAAUUUGUCAUUUGGUGAUUUGAUAAAAACGCAUAUAUUGAAGUAUUUGCUACUCGCCAAACUAUAUUUACAAGCUAAAAUAAAUGACGAUUUGAUAAAAUGGCAAAAAAUUAUAAAAUUUUUGCAUAAUUCGGUAUUCAAUUGCAAAGAUUUGAAUGUUUCAAAAAAGGUUAUAGAGUUGUACACUUUAUUGAAAUUAAACAAUAUGGCUUCAGCUAGUAAGAUAAUAGAAGUUGCGAUGCCAAUACUUAUGGCAAAGGAUGAUUUGCAAGGAGAAAUUAUUAAAGUGUUGCCAGCCAUUGUCUGUAUGUCUUUGGGAACUUUUGGUAUUAUCGUAGCUAGUGCUAGACAACCUAUAGGCCAUGUUAUAUUUUCGAAUUCUUUAAUAAAUGUUAGUGUUAUUUGUUACAAUUGCCAUAACAAAUCUGAAAAAAUGAAUUCAUCAGAAAACUUUUGCAAUGAAAUUAGGAAAAAUUACAGAGUUUUAGUCACAGAUAGCAAUUCAAUAGUACAGACCAAUAGCUCUAUAUUGAUUAGUCUAAAAACAUUAUUUGGCAAAUUUCUAAAUAUGAAGAUAUGGUCAAAAAUUGAUGAUAACUAUUGGAAGCUAGUUGGAAUAUUGUGCAGGCACUAUUAUAUUUUUGAUUAUGAAGUUUCCACAAAUAUUAUUAAUGAAUCUAAUAUACCUGAAAGUUUGAGAGUGUUCAAGCCUUUUAUUGAAAACACACAGAAUUAUAACUACCCCGAAUGGAGUCCUCAUGUUGAUUUAUUAAUAGAUGUAUUUAUAAAUGUCCUAGUAAAUCUUACACAAAGAUGUUUAGAAAACAAUGAUAAUAAUUUGCAAGCAUCAACUUUGGAUAGCAUAAAAAAAUUGGGCCUUUGUUGUAAUGAUAAACUGGUUUUCCCCGUUACAAAGCUUUUGGUUUACUACAUAAUGCAUCCACUGUGCUCACAUGCACCAAAAGCGAUAAUCGACUUAAAGAAUGUUUGUGAAUUUCACAACCAAAGUCCAAACCAAGUGUACCACAGGUACAAGAAAGACUACUGCAAACUUUUCGUCGAAUGUAGUCUUUACAAUGGCAAAGACUUCGCCAUAUAUCUCUUAAAAGUUGUAAGAGCAUUCGGAUUCGUAGGAUAUCGGGAUUUUAUAUCAAAAGAUAUUCAUCAUUUUCUACCAUACCUUAUACCUUAUGCUGUGGUUGUGAAAGAAAUUCCGUCAAUGAUAGAAGAAAUCGCGGCCCUCGUCCAAUGUUCCGUGUCAGAUUUUCUAAUUGAAAGAUUUCCUCACAUAUAUGUUCACGUGUACCUCACCGAGUCUGAUGACUCCGCUAAGAAGUGUUAUGGUAUUUUAGAAAAACUUACUGGGACACCUACAUUGAAUUUAAUCCAACGGCACUUUAGAGUGAUAUUAACGGAAUUCUUAUUACAGUAUUGUACAAAUCCAGAGCGAGUUUUAGAUGCGUGUCGAUAUUUGGCUUAUCACGAUCCAGAGGAAUCAACUCCCAGGUAUAAAAUCAAAAUGAGUACUAGCAAAAUUGCGGAAUUCCUGAACCCAAAGUUCUUGGGCGUUUUAGCUUAUUUCGACCAAAAGUUAGUGAAUGGCAAGGUAGCUUUGUCGGUGAAGCGUAAAGCAUUAAUGAGCUUCCCAGAUAUAAUGCAGAUAAUGGGGUCUCAAUAUCUUACACCUCUAAGAUUCAAGGUCCUAGCAACCUUGAGAUCGGCUUUGCCAUUAGCUAAAGAAUUUCCGAAAAUACUCGCCAAGGCAUGGGGGGCGUUUAUCUACAAUAUUGACAACAUUUCUUUGGGUCCCCUUUUGUCGAACCUAGCUGUUUCAUUACUUCAGCAGUUCGAAUAUGCUCCAAACGAGAUAAAUGAAAUAUUCGAGUACAUGAUACUUGACAAGGAAACCCUUUUGAAAUCUUAUAUAUCGGAUUUGUUUUUCCUCGAAGAUUCAAAAAUUUCUGAGAGAGUUAAAAUAGUAAUACAGAAACACGUAAAUAUAUCGCAGCCCAGUCGUUUUAUAGAUAAGAUAAAGUGGUACUUGGAUCGUUUGAACCACGAUACUUCGAACCUUAAAGCGUAUGCUUUCUCACAUUUGAACAAAUUAUUGAAGAAUAAUAGAUCUGAAAUACACAAAGCAAUAUUUGGUGGGAAGAAUAUACAUCCAGUAAUGGUUGAACUAAUAGAUUCUUUGCUUGACGGCUGGCGGGCGGGCGCGGCGGGCGCGUGCCUGGGCCAGCUGGGCGCGCUGGAGGCCGGCCGCCUGCCGCGCCGCUACGUGCGCGCCGGGCCCGCGCGCUUCGCCUUCCGCCUGGCCGACGACGCGCUGGCCGCCGCCGCGCUGACCGCGCUGGCGCAAGCCUUCCGCGCCGAGCAGGACGCCACGAACAUGGAUUGUUACGCUCUAUCAAUUCAGGAAAUAUUAAAAAUUUACGAAAUAUCGCCUACUGGUUCGAAGAAGGAAGUUUGGAAUAGUUUUCCAGAAAAUAUGCAUCAAAUCAUGUUACCCUUAUUAAGUUCGAGGUAUACCCUAGCUUAUCCAUCGCAACCUAAGAAAGUUCAUCCUUUAUUUGGUUCCGUUCACGCGACAGUAUUUCUCGAAUGGGCUUACAAUUGGACGGUUCAGCUCAUUCCUCUGAUAGAGCCGGAGAAGACCCGCGAGCUACUACAGGCCGUGCUCCCGAGUAUGCGCCGCGAUGUCCGGACUCUUUUCCUGUUCUUGCCCUAUGUACUGUUGCACGCUGUCAUGUCUGAGAAAAACAUGCCGUUUAUUCGCGAGGAAAUGAUGGCUGUUAUAGGCUUAGAAAAUAGUCAAGAGGAGAUCCCAGUUACGGUAGAGAAAUCUAGUUACAAAGUGUUACGACAUAUUCGGUUAACGCCAAAUAUCAAUACGGCUCAAGCGGAAGGCAAUCAGAACGAGUGUAGUAAAGCUGUAUACAAUUUAUUGGACUUUCUCAAUCGAUGGCUUUUGGAAUGGACUUUCACGUUCCCAAAACCUUUGGAGCAUGAAAACUACAAAUCGAUCAAAUCGUUCGUGGAUAGCUUCGACAAGUUGGUCAUAGCGCGCGGUAACUACGCCUGCGGGGAGCUGGAGCGCGCGCUGCAGUACCUGGAGCUGUACACGGAUGACGACGCCCGGCUCCAGGGCCAACUGCCCUUGCUGGCCGAGAUAUACGCGCUGCUGGACGAGCCGGACUGUGUCGCUGGUAUUUUAGCCAUCAAAAAAUCGGAGCCAUCCCUAAAAGAGUUUAUUCUGACACAAGUGGUUACCGGACGCUUACAGGAUGCCGCCUUAUGCUACGAGAGAUUGGCCCAAGAAGAACAACUGGACAGACAUGGCUUACAGGGUAUGAUAGAAUUCUACUUGGAUCUUGAUCAACCGUUUACAGCGUACCGCUUGCUAAACGAACACGAUUCUGAUAACAUGACGGAAAUGUCGGCCGAGCCGCUGUGGAGACUCGGGAGAUUCGAUCAGCUCGAAGAACUUGUUAAGAAACCUGUGCCACCGUCUCGUGAAAACUGGGGACUAUUAAUGGGUCGUAUUCUACUCGCUUACCGUAAGGAAGAUCAUGAUUUAUUCAAAGUGUCCUGUGAUAAUGCUAUAAGCAGAUUGGUUCAUCAAAUUGAUGGAAAGAGUAGAGGGGAGAGUGCUCUCAGAAGUAACUAUCAGAGUGUACUCGGACUGCAUAUUGUUACUGAGGCCGAGCAUACAGAAGAAAUUUUUAGGAGGUUAAAAGAUUUGGAAGAUGGAGACGGACAGAGUGUUGAUGUGGUAAAUAGACUUUUAGAUGACUGGCGACAAAGAUUGUCCCUCGUGCAAUCCGACUUUAGGACCAUUGAGCCCCUGUUGAGAAUUAGGAGGAUACUGUUGCAGCAGACUCAGGAAUUACUUGAACCGACGCAUCCAUUAAUGGCGAGUAAGUUGAAGUCAUGCAUUGGCGAUCUUUGGUUGCAAAGCGCGAAACACGCUAGGAAAGCUGGUGUCUUUCAACAGUCAUACAUGUACAUCCUUAAUGCCGAGGAACACAAGCCAGAGGGACUGUUUGUCGAAAAAGCAAAGAUAUAUUGGGCUCGUGGGCAACAAGAACACGUGAUGACAACUCUAAGACGGGGAAUCCAAGAGAAUUUCCCGGAAAUAGACAAACUUACAGAGGAACAGAGAAAAAUUUGUGCCAAGGCGAAACUUUUAAUCGCUAAAUAUAACGACGAAACAACUAACGUUGACGUGGACGUCAAUAUUGGAUAUUAUAAGGAAGCGGUGGAAGUGUGCAAAAAUUGGGAGAAGAGUCUGGUUUGCCUCGGAUCAUAUUAUGAGAAAGUCAGUACUAGUGACAAUUGUAACGCGAAUGUUAUGUGGUCACGUCGCCUGUAUGCGCUCAACAGUUACGGCAAAGCGCUGCAAUACGGACACAAGUACCUCUAUCAGAGUAUGCCGAGGAUGCUGUCUAUAUGGUUGGAUGUAGAAGUAACCCCGGAAGAUAAGACUAUUCAUUCAAUACUAGGCCAAAUGACGGAGAUUAUAAAGACGUAUUCUGAGAGAUUGCCGCUAUAUUUAUUUUUGACGGCUUUCUCGCAGAUUAUAUCGAGAAUUUGUCAUCCCGUUUUAGAGGUGUACGUGCAGCUGAAGGCGAUCCUCGUGCGGCUGGUGGCGGCCUACCCGCAGCACGCGCUGUGGAUGUCGCUGAGCGUGCUGAAGUCCGGCUACCCCGUGCGCGCCUCGCGCUUCCUCUACGUGCUGGCGGACGAGCGCCUCAGCGAGCCGCGCGCGGCCCGCCUGCGCGCCGACUUCACGCAGCUCGCCGAGUGCCUCAUCGAGCUCUGCAACAAGCCCGUCGCCACUGCCGCCGGGUCCACGACGGUGUCAGCCCUCGUCCGAACUCUACCCCGAUUGCUCGCCUCGAAAAACUUCAGUCAAAUUAUGAUGCCGUUUCAAGAGUUCUGUAAAAUAGUACUCCCGUCCAAAGCGGCAAGACAGGAGCAGAUCGACAUAAACAUACCGACGGAGCCUGAGGUCUACAUCGCGGGAAUCGAAGAACAUAUUGAAAUAUUGCCAUCGUUACAGAAACCAAGGAAGGUCACACUAAGAGGUUCUGACGGCAAAGCAUAUAUAAUAAUGUUGAAACCGCGUGAUGAUCUUCGCAAAGAUUUCCGCUUGAUGGAAUUUAAUGGCAUCGUAAAUAGAUUCCUUCAAGAUGCACCGGAAACCCGCAGAAGACGUCUAUACAUACGGACAUAUAGUGUUUUGCCUUUGAAUGAAGAAUGUGGACUUAUAGAAUGGGUGCCCAAUCUCGUUGGGUUAAGGGCUAUUCUUGUGCAUAUUUAUAAACAGAAAGGUAUCUACAUGAGUAACCGCGAAUUAAAGGAAAUGAUGUGCUCCAACGGGGACCCCGUCGAAAAGAAACGUCGUAUUUACGAAAAGCACUUACUUCCGCGACAUCCUCCCGUGUUUCAGGAAUGGUUCCGAAGAGUUUUUUCUGAUCCGUAUGGAUGGUAUCAAGCACGAUCAGCUUAUAUACGGACCACCGCUGUGAUGUCCAUGGUUGGGUAUAUUUUAGGUCUUGGCGAUAGACACGGCGAAAACAUAUCAUUCGAUUCAACAAACGGUGACACAGUUCAUGUCGACUUCAACUGUCUUUUCAACAAGGGGGAGACGUUUCAAUGGCCGGAGAGAGUCCCCUUCAGGUUGACACACAAUAUGGAAGCAGCCAUGGGUCCACUUAAACAUGAGGGCAUGUAUAGGAAAAGCUGCGAAGCGGUGAUGCGAGUACUGCGAUCGCAGACGGAGGCGCUGAUGUCGGUGGUGGGCCCCUUCGUGUACGACCCGCUGCUGUCGUGGGGCUCGGAGCGGCCCAAGCUCGUCGAGUGCGUCGAGCGGACCAACGAGAAGGCUCUCACGAACUUGUUGCACAUACGGCAGCGGCUCAACGGGCUGGUUAAAACAAAGAACAAACAGCUAUCGUUGUCUCUGUCGCCAGAAGGUCAAGUUGAACAUUUGAUUGUUGAAGCCACCAGUGUCGAAAAUUUGUGCCAGAUGUACAUAGGUUGGGGAGCGUUUCUGUGAAAAAUUGCUAUUAAUAAAGUUUGAUAAUUUUCAUAAA